CAUGAAAUUGGUGAGAGCGAAAAUCAAUUUCAAGGAUUGAAGGAAGAAGACGAGAAGGAAAAGAAAGAAGUUUCAGUGUUUGAGGACGGAGAGAGUCAGAUGGAUGAUGACGGAUCUGAAUCUGAUACUCUCCCGUCUCCAGGCAUAGUCAUCGCUGAUAGUGAAUAUGAGGAAAGCUCGUUAGAUGACGAGCCCAUGCGAGGAUUUGGGAGCGAAUCCGAUGAAGAGCAGGAGGCUGGGCCAGAGGAGGGGCAGGGCAGAGACUGGGUGCCUGGUUUUGACAUGGGCAGCCACUCUGGUUUUGACCAAGGGGAUGGCGUGGUCCAACACAUUCCAAGGCUCCUCUCCCACAAGGAAUACAAAGUCCUCAUCUCUGCCUGGUUGAAGGACAGCAGCAGCACCCGGGAUGGUCGCUGCAGCACUCGGGAUGGUCGUAAUACCUGUCGAGAUGCUGGCAGCAGCAGCAGCAAACGCAGGAGGAGGUUCAGGAACUGGGGCAGACAUUACGGAUGAAAAAAAUUGGCUAGGGAUUCCCUUUCUAAAAGUGGAAAGUAUGCUGCUAUUUAUAGAAUAGGCUUUGGGGGAAUUUU
Molecule: messenger RNA, 590 nt
Organism: Cuscuta campestris
Lineage: Eukaryota; Viridiplantae; Streptophyta; Magnoliopsida; Solanales; Convolvulaceae
Source: the annotation of a GenBank genome assembly